This is a messenger RNA of Gastrolobium bilobum, 1150 nucleotides long. RefSeq lists its product as uncharacterized. The transcript has a single exon. Lineage: Eukaryota; Viridiplantae; Streptophyta; Magnoliopsida; Fabales; Fabaceae. Bases 144 to 893 code for a protein of 249 amino acids. The record is from RefSeq and is a predicted model, not a curated record.
CAGUCUUAACACCUUCCCACACACCCUUUCCUUAAUUUUAAACAAAACUUUCUGUUUCUCUCUUAUCUUUUGUUUCUUGUUCUGGCUGUCGAGGAAAUUAAGAAAAUAGAUAAGAUAGUUUGCAUGAGUUGAGUUGAGUAACGAUGCAGACGGAGGAGCCUCUUCAUCAGCUAUCAUCUUCUCCGAGUUUCAGCAGUUACUCUUCCGAGACCUUCGCUCAGAUAGCUGCCAGAGUCAUCCACGAACUCAGUAGCGACCCUCGUUCCCUCGACGACACUCUUUUUCAGCCGUGGGAUCAAAACGACAACCUCGGAAACGACGACGUUAAAGUUGACGUUGACGUUAGCGAUGACUUCGAGUUCUCUUCCAUUUCCAGAGACCCCAAUUCGUCUCCUGUUUCCGCUGAUGACAUUUUCCACAACGGCCAGAUCAGACCCAUUUACCCAUUAUUCGGCCGCGAAGCUUCCGUUUCUCCCGUUCCCACGACGAACGGCGAAACGGCAGCGGCGGAGGUUGGGUCUCGCCGUCGUCGUUUACCUCUCAGGAAGCUCAUGUUCGAGGAGGGAGAGACGGAAAACGACGGCAACGAGCUCGACGGCGUGGCUGCGGGGACAUACUGCGAGUGGACUCCACGGUGCAAGAAGAGCAGCUCGACGGGGUCGUCGUCGUCGAAGCGGUGGAAGCUUCGGGACUUGCUCCUUCGGAGCCACAGUGAUGGGAAGAAAGAACCACUCUUGUUUCUGGGUCCCACCAAGAGGACUAACAAGGUGGCGCCCAAGCACGGCGGAUCCGCCGAGAAUGGUGGCGCCGGCGCGGCGAAGGGUGUGAACCAAUCUCAGAAGAAGUCGUUCUUGCCUUACCGGCAGGAACUGGUUGCGUUGUUCAGUAAUUAAUGGGAAUGAACUUGGUCGGAAUUUGCAACCAUUUUGAAACCCAAAUCAAGAAGCUAUAGCACAAAUUAUAUAAUUUUGUCCUUUAUUGAAUGAAUUCCAUUUCAGUGGCUUUCUUCUAGUGUAAUUAAAGUGGAGAUAUGUUAUUAUUAUUAUUGUUAUUUUUUGGUGGUGGAGAUAUAUUAUUAUCUUUAAUUUGGUUAUAGAUAGAAUUGUUGGACACCAUUGGGUUAAUUUAGAAUUUGAAAUACUUUUCUUGG